This is a messenger RNA of Penicillium daleae, 1029 nucleotides long. Its product is annotated as glycoside hydrolase family 130 protein. Lineage: Eukaryota; Fungi; Ascomycota; Eurotiomycetes; Eurotiales; Aspergillaceae. The transcript has a single exon. The record is from RefSeq and is a predicted model, not a curated record. Bases 1 to 1029 code for a protein of 342 amino acids.
AUGCCUUCUACCGCAUACUCUUCCACUCCUCCCAAAAUCACGCUGGCCUCGCGCGAAGGCGAUGCCGACUACAAGGCACCAAUCUUUCCACUAGGUCCCUUCACUAAAUACUCUGGCAACCCUCUGCUCGUUCCAAACCCAGUCAACGAGUUUGAAUCGGCAUACAUCUACAAUGCUGCUGCCAUUGUGUUGGAUGACACAGUCUUUCUGCUCUACCGGGCGCAGAACGCCGCCAAAGUCUCCACAAUUGGACUAGCUUGGUCCUCCGAUGGCUACGAGUUUACACGCCUGGAUCGUCCGAUCCUUGAGCCUAGCGAGCCAUGGGAAAUGGGCGGCGGUGUCGAAGAUCCUCGCAUAGUACGCAUCGACGGGGUCUUCUACAUGACCUAUACCGCGUGGGACUUGAAGGUGCCAAAGCUCUGCCUUGCAACAUCCACCGACCUGGUACACUGGGAGAAGAGAGGCGGGCCACUGUUCCCGGAUUUCAUUGAUGUCGACGACGCUCUGGACGGGCGUAUCAAAGUGCGCUUUGGUCACUCCAAGUCCGGCGCAAUCUUCCCCGAGAAAACGGCAGACGGCAAAUUCAUGAUGAUCUUCGGCGAGGCAUAUCUCUGUGUGGCGGAGAGUGAGGAUCUGAUCAAUUGGAAAGCGUGGCCUUUCAAUGAGUACUUUGCAAGGGGAGUUCAUGACUGGGAGAAUCGACUGUUGGAACCUGGUCCGACCCCAAUUAAGACUCGAGAUGGUCGGUGGAUUCUGGUAUACAAUGUUGCCACGAAGGGUGCUUCUGGGUUCCACUUCAAUCAGUACUCCAUUAGCCAGAUGUUGAUCGACCUUGAGAAUCUUAAAGAUGGCCCGCUGGCUCGCCUCGACCGCCCGUCAGUUGUUGUGUCGGCGAAGAACGAGCAUCUUGGACAGGUCAAUGAGGUCGUCUUCUGCGAAGGAAUGGUUCAGUUCAAGGGGAAGUGGUUUAUGUAUUAUGGACAGGGAGACAGUGAGCUUGGAGUCGCGACAGCUGGGGUCCAGCCAUGA